AGCUCCUACCGGUUAAAGUUACCGGCGCGGUUGUUGCAACGAGGUAUCCACCCGGUAUUUCAUGCGUCGUUACUACGUGUCCACGUACCUAACGACGACCGCCUAUUCCCGGGGCGCGCCGAGACUCAGGUCGCAGACUUCGGGGAAGACGCUUCGGAAUGGGCUAUCGACAGGAUAGUCUCGCACAAAGGACGAGGAACGAACACGAUCUUCGAAGUUCGCUGGCGUGCGGGUGAUACAACA
Messenger RNA from Punctularia strigosozonata HHB-11173 SS5, 243 nucleotides. RefSeq lists its product as uncharacterized. The transcript has a single exon. The annotation marks the transcript as partial. Lineage: Eukaryota; Fungi; Basidiomycota; Agaricomycetes; Corticiales; Punctulariaceae. The record is from RefSeq and is a predicted model, not a curated record.